Mesorhabditis spiculigera is the source of this 1260-nucleotide messenger RNA. The record is from the annotation of a GenBank genome assembly. NCBI's taxonomy places the organism in Eukaryota, Metazoa, Nematoda, Chromadorea, Rhabditida, Rhabditidae.
AUGACGGCCGGCAGCGCCACGCAGCCGGGAUUCAAUCGGGUAUUAGACAAUUUGGCAAAGCGCCAGCUGCUACUGGAUUUCCAGUUUGGUACCGCAAGGGAAAGAUACGAGGCUAUUCGUAAUAUCGGGGCUGGAGCUUUUGGAAUUGUCUGCGAGGCGGUGGAGACCACUUCUGACACAAAGGUGGCGAUCAAAAAGAUCGGCCAUGCAUCAGCUACGCCGACGCUUGCAAGAAGGACGAUGCGUGAAAUCCGUGUAUUGCGUUAUAUUCGACAUGAUAACAUUGUUAGCUUGAAAGAUAUUUUCCGGACCCCUGGAAAUUUAGGAAUCAACGUUUAUUUGGUGAUGGAUUUGAUGGAAGGUUCGCUACAUCAUGUGAUACAUGGCGAUACACAACAAUUGGAGGAUGACCUUGUUGCUCAUUUCCUUUUCCAGCUACUACGAGGACUCCGGUACCUCCAUUCGGCCGGUAUCGCCCAUCGAGACCUAAAGCCAUCAAAUCUACUCGUCAAUUCAAAUUGCCAUUUGCGAAUCGCCGAUUUUGGCAUGGCGAAACUCGCGAUGCGGCAUGAAGUGGAUGAAUCCGAGGAGCACUGCUUCUAUAUGACCCAACAUGUUGCUACUUUGCCUUACAGAGCCCCUGAACUCCUCUACGUAAUGCCAGAGCAUUCCACAGCCGUCGAUAUGUGGGCCGUUGGCUGUAUCUUCGGUGAAAUGCUGCUGCGGCGAGAGCUUUUCCCUGGCCGAAGCGUCAGUGGACAAAUCAAGAUUAUCUUGACGAUGCUGGGCUCGCCUUCUGAAAGGCUUAUGAAUGAGAUUCGCUGCGAAAGGACGAAACGGCUGAUCGAAAGCACGGGUGAGCAGACGGGAAGGCCAUGGAAUGAGAUCUGCUGCACCCGCGAAAGAGACAUUACACAACAAAUUUUGGAUUUAUUAUCCAAACUUUGCGUGGUUGAUGCUGAUGAGCGCCUGGACGUCGAAGAAGCUAUUAGGCAUCCGUUUAUCGCCGAAUACUUUCCGAAUAUCGUCGCUGAAAGGAGCUGUCCCUUCAAGGUAAAAAUGGACAUGGCUGCCGUCGAGCAUCUUUCCCAUACAGAGCUAGCCGAGGUUCUAAUGAAAGAUAUUCGAAAUGCAGAAGAUACAGCUGAAACCCAAACCGUAUUCAGCGGUGGAUCUGAUGGACAGAAAGAUUCCAACGAAUGUUCCUUGGAAGAAUCCGAAGAAUCUGACACCCCCGAACUUGAAAGAACUAUUGUCGCU